UUUAGGGUUGGGUUGGAGUUUAGGGUUUGAACUCCCCCCUCGCCGUUACCAUCUCUCUCCGAUCCCGCUCUCCUCCGCCUCCCCUCGCUCGGAGCUCCGGCCAUGGCGCGCCUCACCCUAGAUCAAAUCGCCCGAGAAACCAAGAGCAGCGGCGGCGCCGCCACCUUCUCCGCCGACACCGCCCUCGCCCUCUCCCACCGAGCUCUCUCCGACGUCUCGUGUUUGAGCGAUUUCAAGAACUUGGAGCGGCUCGAUCUCAGCUGCAAUUGUCUCUCGACACUGGAGGGUUUGUCUUCAUGCAUUAAUUUGAAGUGGCUCUCUGUUGUAGAGAACAAGCUCGAAAGCUUGAAAGGGAUUGAAGGCCUGUCAAAGCUGACGGUGUUAAAUGCUGGCAAGAAUAAACUGCGAACAAUGGAUGAGGUUAGAUCUGCAACAAGCUUGCGGGCUAUAAUUCUUAAUGACAACAAUAUAUCUUCCAUCUGCAAACUUGACGAGCUGAAGUAUUUGAAUACGCUUGUUCUCUCCAGAAAUCCUAUUCUUGAUAUUGGUGAUUCGCUGAGGAUGGUGAAAACUAUGACAAAACUGUCCCUUUCUCACUGUGAAAUUCAAAAUAUCGGAUCUUCUCUUGUGUCAUGUGCGGAUCUGAAGGAAGUCAGACUUGCUUACAAUAAGAUCACGACCAUCCCUGCUGAGUUGGCUCGGAAUGUCAAACUACGAAAUUUGGAUCUUGGGAACAACUUAAUUGAGAACUGGUCGGAUUUAAAGGUCCUUUCUGCAUUAAAGAAUUUGAGGAACCUUAACCUGCUGGGAAAUCCUAUUGCUGAGAAAGAUAACUUAGCUAAAAAGGUCAAAAAUUUGGUGCCAAAAUUGCGUAUUUUCAACGCCAAGCCCAUUGAAAAGAGCAGCGGGAGUGAGAAAAUAUCUGUAGAAAAUAAAACUUCUGAUGAAAAAGAGGAUCCAUCACCGCGCAGUACUGCCAAAAUUGAUGUGCCAAAAGAAGUAAGAGAGAAAGAUUCCAAAUUAGACACGAAGAGUUCUACAAAGUUGGCAAUAGAAAAUGCAAGUGAGGAAGCUAAUGAAAUCCAAGCUGUUAGUGUGACAAAGGAAAAGAACCUGAAAUCAAGUAAAGAUGCCAAAAUAGAAGAUUCAACACAAGUAAAGGAAAUUAAGGACAAAAAAAGGAAAAAUCCAGUGGAUAAAGAACAAAACGAAUUCGAAGGUAUCGAUGAUCCAGAAACACCUUUUGCCGACUUGAUAUUUUCCGAUAUUCAAGACUCGGACCCAAAGCAAAAGCACCAAGAAGCAGUUUCAAAUGGAGAGUCGGUCGACUGGUUGGUGGUAGAUCAUGUAAAGAAGAAGAACAAGAAGGGAAAGGAUAAAAGUGUAAACGUGGGCCCGCCGGCGCUUAAUUUCUUGUCUGCAGUCUCUGAAGUUGGAUUGGGUGGGCCAUCGACAUGGGAUUAGUUAAUGCCUUUCCUAUAAACCUUUGCCUGCAUGCGGUGCACAACGUCAGCCCAUGCCCGGCGGGUGAUCUGUUCAAUAUUGCAUCUCAUGCUUUCAAUCUAUUCAUCAGAAAGAAGAUAAUCUCUAAAAUUAAGGUAAGGCUGCGACUCAUUGGGCAGUGGAGAUUGAACUGUGACUCGGGAUUGUAGGGUGGGUAGCAGGGGUGACGCGUGGGCGCGCAUUUACUUCUUUGAAGCUUUAAGCUUGUGAGGUCUGUUCUCUUCACUUGCAUGCAUUUUGGCAAGUUGAAUUUCUCUACACGAAAUAUUGAAGUGACAAGUGUUGAGCAUUAAUUAACUAAUUGAGUCUGUAGUUUGAUAGAGGAUGAUACAAUGAGAUUCAGUAAAUGAUUGGGUAUAAUUAGGCCUUUAAGUAGUUUCUUAUCAGGCUUGGAGAGGGGGAAAAGAAAAGAAUUCCUUGUAAUCAAUGUUCUGGUUAACUACUAACAGCUGUGGUGUCUUGGAUAUUUGCACUUUUAUUUGACUCUUGUGGUUUCACCUUGUUUUUCUA
Ananas comosus (pineapple) is the source of this 2013-nucleotide messenger RNA. RefSeq names its product protein phosphatase 1 regulatory subunit 7. Bases 103 to 1464 code for a protein of 453 amino acids. The transcript has 10 exons. Gene Ontology annotation, molecular function: protein binding. Lineage: Eukaryota; Viridiplantae; Streptophyta; Magnoliopsida; Poales; Bromeliaceae. The record is from RefSeq and is a predicted model, not a curated record.